This is a messenger RNA of Vicia villosa (hairy vetch), 2196 nucleotides long. RefSeq lists its product as uncharacterized. Bases 147 to 1772 code for a protein of 541 amino acids. The transcript has 14 exons. Gene Ontology annotation, molecular function: 5'-nucleotidase activity. The record is from RefSeq and is a predicted model, not a curated record. NCBI's taxonomy places the organism in Eukaryota, Viridiplantae, Streptophyta, Magnoliopsida, Fabales, Fabaceae.
UCCUUUAUUUUCCAUUACAGUUAAUCACCACCAACUUGCGGGUCUUCACUCUUCCAGUCUUUCUCAUUUCUAAUCAACGCCAACUGUAUAUAUAUCAUACCCGCCUCUUCACAAAUCUACUCUUCUCGAUUUCAAACUCCAAAUCAAUGGCAUUCUCUCUCAAUUCUUCUCGCACUCUUCGUUCCGUUCGCUCUUCCAUUCACGCAGCGCUUCUUUCGUCUUCUUCCGCAUUUCAACAAGGGUUUUCGGCAAUUUUUCGAAGCUAUGGCGGUUUUGAAUCGUCGGAAAACUGUGUAUUGCAGCCUCAAGAUGGAGAGAUUUCUACGCUUCGUCAACAGUUCGAAGCUGCUAAACAUAGUUUUCUCAAGAUUCCUAAUGCUCUCAAAGAAAUGCCGAAGAUGAAUCCGGAAGGCAUAUAUGUGAAUAAGAACUUGAGAUUGGACAGAUUGCAAGUUUAUGGUUUCGAUUACGAUUACACAUUGGCACAUUACUCGGAUCAUUUGCAGACUUUGAUAUAUGACCUUGCUAAGGAGUAUAUGGUUAAUGAGCUUAGGUAUCCGGACGUUUGUAUGAGUUUUACCUACGAUCCAACUUUCCCUAUUAGAGGACUAUACUAUGAUAAGUCGAAAGGGUGUCUCAUGAAGCUGGAUUUCUUUGGUUCAAUUGAGCCUGAUGGAUGCUACUUUGGUAGACGCAGGUUAAGCCAAAGCGAAAUACGGGAUGUAUAUGGCACGCGGCACAUUGGUCGUGAUCACGCUCGAUCACUGGUUGGUUUGAUGGAUUUCUUCUGCUUCAGUGAGGCAUGCCUCCUUGCUGAUAUAGUGCAGUACUUCGUGGAUGCUAAGCUAGAAUUUGAUGCUUCCUACAUUUAUAAAGAUGUUAUUUGUGCAAUUGAUCAUGUUCACAGAAGUGGCCUGGUUCAUAGAGGAAUUCUCUCGGAUCCGCACAAAUACUUGGUGAAAAAUGGAAAGAUUUUAAGUUUUCUCAAGAAGCUAAAGGAGAAGGGAAAGAAGCUUUUCUUGUUGACUAAUUCUCCUUAUUACUUUGUCGAUGGUGGGAUGCGUUUUAUGUUAGAGGAUUCUAUGGAUUGUAGAGACUCCUGGAGAGAGCUGUUUGAUGUUGUGAUUGCCCAGGCCAACAAACCACAAUUUUAUACAUCUGAGCAUCCAUUCCGUUGUUAUGACACCAAGACGGACAAUUUAACUUUUACCAAGGUUGAUAAAUUUCUUCCAAAUAAAAUUUACUAUCAUGGAUGCCUCAAAUCCUUUCUCCAAAUAACCAAGUGGAAAGGCCCAGAGGUUAUAUAUUUUGGAGAUCAUCUUUUUAGUGACUUGAGAGGGCCCUCAAAGGCAGGCUGGCGCACAGCCGCAAUCAUUCAUGAAUUAGAGAAUGAAAUACAAAAGCAAAAUGAAGAUACAUACCGCACUGAGCAGGCAAAGUUUCAUAUAAUACAGGAGCUACUAGGUAAAUUGCAUGCAACUGAAGCUAAUAGUGUGAGAACUGAAGCUUGCAAGUCACUUCUGAAAGAACUUAAUGAGGAAAGACAAAAAGCACGUAUGAAGAUGAAGAUGAUGUUUAACAAAUCUUUUGGAGCAACAUUCCUCACUAGCACAGGACAAGAAUCUGCUUUUGCUUAUAACAUUCAUCAGUAUGCAGAUGUUUAUACCAGUAAGCCAGAGAAUUUUCUUCUUCAUUCACCUGAAGCAUGGCUUCAUGUUCCAUUUGAUGUCAAGAUUAUGCCUCAUCAUGUGAAGGUAUUACCUUUGGUCUGACAGCUCCUAAGAUUCCAUCAAGUUUAUUCAAAACUGGGUGAACACUGCUCUAAAUUGCUUCAAACUUUUACAUUCAUUAUGGGGCUCUAACUCCACCAGGACAACGAUGUGGCGAUUCAGCAUCUCAUUGUGCAAGGUGCAACUGGAAGACACUUGUUGCAGCAGUAAUGCACAUUCAGUUUUAUUCUGUUUGUCUUGAUUGCCCCAGUUCAUUUUGUAGUUGCUAACAGUCUCUUUUCCCCAUUAAAUCAGAAAAGUGAAAUCCUUAUACAUAGAAAAGUGUAUAUUUCUUCAUUUUACCAAAAUGAUUCAACCUAUUUGUAGAAGUUUCAUUUGUUCUUUUAGAGAUUACCGAAAGAUUCCAUUUUUUUAGAAGAAAUAAAAAGUUUCAUAUUCUUAUGAAUGUAUGAAGACUUGAUUGUCA